AUGGUCCGAGCAUGCCCGGUGUGCGGGUCGAGGCGGUGGAGGAGGGACAAUGUAACGGGGAGUGCGGUCUGUGAGGAUGGGCAUGUCUAUCAGGACUUCAGAGUCGAGGAUCAAGAGGCCGAUGGGCCAAGCGCGUACGCGCUGCAGCGGCGGAAGAUGAAGACGGGGAAGUCGGGUGUGCGGAAAGAGCAGGGCGGAAAGAAUGCGGCGUACUAUGAAGGGGACGAUGCGGAGUACCUCCGACUGCAGGCUUUGCAGCUUCUUCUGAGGAUGCAAGUACUGGCGAUCAGGAAGCUGUGGGAUCUACCGGAGGUGUACGAGAUGAUCGUCAAGGAUCUGUGGACGUACCAGCUCGCCAUCUCCGCCCUACCGCCUCCGCCCGAAGAUACCGCCUCCCGCCCAGACUCCGGGCCCUCGAGCGUCCAGCCUCAGACGAAGUCUCAGACUUCGAAGGGCACUCUCAGCAAGGUCACCACCGCGCAAGGCAAUGAGAGCGAUGCCGGCGAGCCCGAGGGGGACGAAUCCGACAAGUCUGAUCAAGACAAUGAGGCGGGAGUAGACCUGGACCUGCUGGAAGAGAUGUCGCAUCUCUCGGAGUUGUCGGAUAAGGAAGAGGGGUAUAAUCCUAGAGGAGGAAGAGGGGGUAAGGGAAAGACGAAAGGGAGGAAGAAGAGGCGAUUGAAAGUGUCGGAUACGCUGGUGGUGCUGAGUCUGGGGUUAUGGAUGAUGCGGAGGGGGGCGAUGUGCGUGGAUAUCGAGAAUCUCGUCAAUGGGAACCUCAUCCCUUAUCUCGACUUUGCUCACUCUACUCUCCUCCCGGCUGAGAUGCGGAAACACAUGAAUCGAAACGUCAUGACCUCAUUAUCACCUAUUCGCUGUCCCCCGCCGAGAUACCUCUUUGCAUCCAUCCGCAUCCUGGCUCGGACCCUCAAUACCGACUUUGGCAUCCCUAUACCCGACGUCAACCUCCCGCUGCUAUCAUGGCGCGCCAUUGGGGCUUUAGGUGGAACUCCCGUAACACUGUCUCAAGUCACCUGCCUGCUCGACCUGGUCGACAUGAACACCUCCCUCCUCGAGACGUCUACGACUCUCCGCACACGUCGUGCACGCGGCCGCGGUACCAGUCGUUCCCGAGCGUCCACACGCGGCGCAUCCCGGAAUCGCUCUUCCGGCCGGAUGAGCAUCGAUGCCAAUAGCGACGACGAGCCAGAUGAGCAAGGGGUGGACCAUGACGAGGUAGUGGAGAAGCUCGCGGUGGUGUAUCGGCGCACGGAUCGGAAUCGGGACGUCGUGAUGCCUGAGCUGGCGGUGGUGGCUGCUUGGGUGGUGGUUAUGAAGAUGAGCUAUGGGCUGGAUGGGAUGGAUCGACGAGCGUUGGAUAAGGAUGAUCCGGUCGUGGGUUUACCGGAGGGAAAGACGUGGAUUGGCGAACUUGAGCGGCGUAUGAGAGAGGGGAGUCUGAACAGCGAAAGGAAAGAUCUGGAGCGACGCAGUGACUUUUCGGUACUCUCGCUUGAUGAUAUCGACCGGUAUCUCAACACCGCUGAAGACGUAUUACUGAAAGACCGAGAACCUCCAGUUAAUAGCGACGCCCAGACCUUCCCUCUCGCCCCCCGCCCCCAUAUCCCCAUCGUCGACCCCCCUCCCUUAUCCUACCGAACCGUCCAUACCUACCUCCCCAUCAUCACCUCCACCCCCUCACCUCUGAUCCCAGGUACAGGUAUCCCGCCCGAACCAGGGGAAGAAAUACGGACGUACGACCCCAAAGACGUGACCGGGACGUUACCGACCGCGUACGAGGUCGUCGUGAGAGCAGCGGCGGAGGUGGUGGGUGUGAAAAUGGAGAAUGUGGCGGAGGUGGUACAGAUCAUCGAGAGGAGGUUGGAGAAGGGUCGGAAGGAACGGAGGAUCAGUAUGAGGGGGAAAUAUGGGAAGGGGAGGGCAAAAGGAAAGGGGAGCAGGAGCAAGUCGCGUGUUGGAGGCGGGCAGGGUGGGGAGGGGAUAGAAGGGAGGGGGGCGUUUGAGGUGGAUGAGGGGAGUGAGAUUGAGGAGGAUGAGUAG
Dioszegia hungarica is the source of this 2061-nucleotide messenger RNA. RefSeq lists its product as uncharacterized. The coding region runs from base 1 to 2061 and encodes 686 amino acids. NCBI's taxonomy places the organism in Eukaryota, Fungi, Basidiomycota, Tremellomycetes, Tremellales, Bulleribasidiaceae. Gene Ontology annotation, cellular component: RNA polymerase transcription factor SL1 complex; RNA polymerase I core factor complex. Gene Ontology annotation, biological process: nucleolar large rRNA transcription by RNA polymerase I; RNA polymerase I preinitiation complex assembly. Gene Ontology annotation, molecular function: RNA polymerase I core promoter sequence-specific DNA binding. The record is from RefSeq and is a predicted model, not a curated record. The transcript has 10 exons.